CUGAUCUUUAUAUCAUGACCUAUGGUCACGCAUUUGCCAGAUUCAUUGAUAAUGAAUUUAAAGCUCUUAUUUCAUCAUCUUUAAUGGUGUAUGAUGAAUUCCAUGAGCAUAAUCCUGAUAUGAUAUCAUUAAUCGCGGCAUAA
Messenger RNA from Racocetra persica, 143 nucleotides. The record is from the annotation of a GenBank genome assembly. NCBI's taxonomy places the organism in Eukaryota, Fungi, Glomeromycota, Glomeromycetes, Diversisporales, Gigasporaceae.